AUGGAGCAGGCAGCCCAGGAACAGGCUGCAGAGCGGAGCCGCCUGGGGAAGUUGAAGGAGGAGGUGGACAGGGCUCAGGCGUCCCAUACCAAGCUUGUCUCCGAGGAGACAGCUCGGCUGGAGGCCAGGGAGAAGACCCUCGCUGUGGCGGAGAAGGCGGCCGCCACGGGGCGCGACGCCUUCGUCUCCCUCGAGCUGAGAUCCCGCACGGCGUUGCAGUCCCUUUAUGGAGAAGGGUACAAGAAGCCGCUGGAACUCGAGGGCAUCGUCGCCGGAGUGGGCACCAUGGUGGAAGGGGAGUGCGACGCGCUUUUCACCUCGGCCGCGACGCGCGUCUUCAACCACCUCCACCUCCGGAACCCAAGCUUCGACCUUGGUGCCUUGAUCGAGCUAGUGGCUCCUGAGUCCCACGACGCUGCCGCUGAGGCUGUGGAGAAGCAGGUAAGAGAUCUGCUGGAGAAGUUCCUCUACAUCGACCCCGCGGCCGCGACAACUGGAGCCGGCAGCGAAGAUGGCGGUGGCGUUGUCGAUGACGAGCUUCCCGCGGCGGGCGACGUCGGCAAUCGAGGCAAUAGCGGCGCUUCUUCCUAG
Molecule: messenger RNA, 591 nt
Organism: Aegilops tauschii subsp. strangulata
Lineage: Eukaryota; Viridiplantae; Streptophyta; Magnoliopsida; Poales; Poaceae
Source: RefSeq, a predicted model, not a curated record